Cololabis saira (Pacific saury) is the source of this 559-nucleotide messenger RNA. RefSeq names its product cystatin 14a, tandem duplicate 2 (gene cst14a.2). Gene Ontology annotation, cellular component: cytosol. NCBI's taxonomy places the organism in Eukaryota, Metazoa, Chordata, Actinopteri, Beloniformes, Belonidae. The transcript is spliced from 3 exons. Gene Ontology annotation, molecular function: cysteine-type endopeptidase inhibitor activity. Bases 106 to 405 code for a protein of 99 amino acids. The record is from RefSeq and is a predicted model, not a curated record.
CCGUCAUGUGAUCCUGACUCAACCUGAACACUCAUAAAUACAAACCAUCCUCGUCUCUUUCUGCCACUUCUCACUUCUUGUUUUGUACCAAAAAAGCCCGUAAAAAUGCCGAUGUGUGGAGGGUUGACCGACGCAAAGGAUGCCGAUGAAACCGUCCAGGCGAUCUGUAAUGACGUGAAGAAACAUGCAGAGACCAAAGCAGGGAAGGAGUUUGAGGUUUUCAACGCCAAGAGCUACAAAACGCAACUUGUGGCUGGGACCAAUUAUUUCAUAAAGAUCCACGUGGGAGGAAAUGAUCACAUCCACCUCCGUGUUUGGAAAAAGCUCCCAUGUCACAACGGAGAACUUGAAGUGACUGACAUCCAGCACUCAAAGGCCGAACAAGACCCGAUUGAGUAUUUCUAAAGGGAUCACGAGCACCAGUGCCUAUUACUUAAAAUGUGUUAUGCUGCUCCUGUGGCUGACAUGUAAUAGACUGUACCAUUCUCUGUAGAUCAUGUAGACAUGUAUGCCCACAUUUUGUACAAUGUUUUCGAAAUAAACAAAGAAUUUAUUAUGA